AUGUCUGUCAGACAGUUCAACUGUCCCAGCCCAGACGUCGCCGCAGUCCAGCACACCGCGCGAGUUACAGGAGGGGACCUCUCUCCCCAUGGUGAUGUGGUGUGCGCGGUGGCCAUUAGCAAUCCGACGCGGUACGUGUUCACCGGCGGAAAGGGCACGGUGAAAAUGUGGGACGUCUUUCCCAACGGGACGGCCAGUGCACCCACUGACUUUCGGCCACCCACAUGCUACGGACUCCUUGAGUGUUUCGACCGGACUGUCUACAUUCGCUCUUGUAAGCUGACGUCGGAUGCAUGGCAGUGCGCUGGUUGUCGGUGGGGAAACAACGAAGCUGUGCAUCUGGGAUUUAACCGGCGGUGGUUUUCCCGGAUUAAAGGUCAGCUCUUCAGUCAGGCACCGGCGUGCUACGCGCUUGCACUCUCCCAGGACGGCAAGCUGUGCUAUUCAUGCUGCUCGAAUGGGAAUAUCAUCGUGUGGGAUCUGCACAACCAGAAGGUCAUCUUGCAGUACUGUGGACAUUCCGAUGGGGCCAGCUGUAUUGACAUUUCCAGCGAUGGACUGACACUGUGGACGGGUGGUUUAGAUAAUACAGUCCGCUCGUGGGAUAUCCGCAACAACCAGCAAAAGAAGCAGCUUGAUUUCCCGUCGCAGAUCUUCAGUCUCGGCUGCUGCCCGACCGGCGAGUGGGUGGCGGUGGGCAUGGAAAACUCCACGGUGGAAGGGUGCACGUCCAACCAGGAUAGAUACCGACUGGAGCAGCAUGAAUCCUGCGUGUUGGCUUUGAAGUACGCCCAGUCGGGCAACUGGUUCGUCUCCACGGGGAAGGAUAGUCAGCUGAACAUCUGGACGAAUCCGCAGGGAUUCAAUCCUUUUAUGGUUAAAGAACCGGCAUCGCUGCUGAGCUGCGAUGUGGCCGCCGAUGGUCGGUACGUGGUGACCGGGUCGGCUGCCCGCACUGCGACACUGUACGAGGCCAUAUACUGA
Molecule: messenger RNA, 984 nt
Organism: Paramacrobiotus metropolitanus
Lineage: Eukaryota; Metazoa; Tardigrada; Eutardigrada; Parachela; Macrobiotidae
Product: transducin-like enhancer protein 1
Biological process (GO): regulation of DNA-templated transcription; negative regulation of canonical Wnt signaling pathway
Cellular component (GO): transcription regulator complex; nucleus
Molecular function (GO): protein binding; transcription corepressor activity
Source: RefSeq, a predicted model, not a curated record